CUCUCUCUCUCUCUCUCUCUCUCUCUGUUUUGUCACACAAGAGACACCAAAAGCUAUUUGUAUAAUUGAUCCAAUCACCGACCCUAUUUCUCUCCUCACCCUAAACACUAUACUCCUCACAAAACCCAGCUCCAAUUCGCUAAUACUUAAAAAGUUCAAACCACAAAUUCACACCCAGAAAGCCAAAAAAAAAAAACCAGUAACAGUUUCAAAACCCAAACUUUGUAAAAAAAAAUCAAGUUAGAUCUUCUCUGUGUUCCUCUCCUCCAUAAACCUUUGUUCCCAAGGUCACCACUCCCUCCCUUCUCUUCAGUUUUCCCAUAAAAAAUUCGUCUUGGGGUUUUCUGAUGCAUGCAACCAAUCCAAUUUUGUAUUGGGUUUUCUCAAAGUUUUGAUUUUUAAUUCUAGGUUGAGGAGUGUAUGCGUUUUCCGGCGAGAGUGAAGCUCCGGGCGGCGGUGAGGCUCGAGUGUGGCUGAGAAUGCGCGGCGGAGAUUGAAAAGUUUGCGUUUUUCAGAUCAGAGUUUUUUGGAUUUUUCCGGUGGAGGGUUUUGGUUUGAGAUGGGGAGCUCCGGCGAGUCCGGUAACAACGGCAUUGAUGGGACGGUGGGUACGUUGGUUUGGGUCCGGCGGAGAAACGGGUCGUGGUGGCCGGGUCGGAUUGUGGGGUUGGAUGAGUUGACUGAGGAGUUUGUGGUUUCGCCUAGAAGUGGUACUCCGGUGAAGCUUCUCGGCCGUGAUGACGCCAGCGUGGACUGGUAUAAUCUUGAAAAAUCCAAGAGAGUGAAAGCUUUUCGUUGUGGGGAGUAUGAGGAAUGCAUUACAAAAGCAAAGGCUGCUGCAGCUAACCCCAACAAGAAGGCAGUGAAAUAUGCACGAAGGGAAGACGCCAUUAUUCAUGCUCUUGAGAUUGAGAAUGAGCGCCUAGGCAAGGAUAAUGUAAAUAUCAGUUCUCAAAUGAGUAAUUCAGGUGGUGACCACGAUUGCUCAGCCACAUCUCACUCUGGCGAGGAGAAUGGAGAUAUGUCUUAUGAUGUGAGUCUUUCUGAAGCAAAUUCAGACUCUGCUCUGGAAUUAUCUCAAUCUGGUAUAUCUUUUGAGGAGCCAAAUCAUAUAAGUUCUUCUAAGUUGCAAAGUCUGCAGGGAAGGAGAAGAAGGACACCAAAUGAUUCAGAGGAUGAUGGAACAGAAGGAGUUAAGCGCAUGAGAGGACUUCAGGACCUGGGAAUGGGUGUGGUAUCAAAAAGGUCAGUUCAGACAGAAGGGCGUCAUGAAAAUGCUUCAAUCUUAGAUAUAAACACUGAGAGUGGCAUGCCCAACGGAAGUCUUUCAAAUGGAAGCAAAAGUCCCUCAUCUUUGAGGAGAAAGAGAUCUGUAGUGGCCACAGCUAAUGAGUUGCUGAGAAGAAAAAGUCGUAGCAAACCAUUGACGAAGGUCUUGGAGAGUACUGAAAUGGUGUGUAUUCCAGUUGCAGGUGACCUACUUCCAAAGUCAAGUGCUUCCUCUCUUCAAUUAUCUGAUGGUAAGGUUCCUGAAAUUGAACAAAAUGAGUCAAAAAGGGGUUUAUCUACGGACCACACUAGAGUGUCAUGUGAAAUUGAUGCUUACACAGAUGCUCCUGAACAAGCUACGGUAUCUUCUUCUAUUAAUACGAUGAAAGAGAAUGAAAUUCCCAGCAAAUCUGAGUUAUUGGAAAAUGGUUCAUCUAAAAAAAUCUAUGAUGUGCGGCCCGCUGGAGAAGAAAAACGCUCUUUAGGUAAAUCUGCUGUACUUGCUCCUUGUUCAUCUGGAAGGCCUGAAAUUGGUGCAGUGGGAAGGCAAUCUACUCGAACUAGUCAAGCUGAAGCUGUAUCUCUGAGAAAUGAGAAGCUCAAUGACACUGCUCCUACAAGUUCUGCAGUCGUGCAUGAUAUUGGCCAAAGUAUAGAAAAAGGUAGUUCGAAGUGGCAGUCAAAAGGAAAGAGAAACUCAAGAAAAACAAGUAGAGAUAGAAAACAUAACUCGAGGAAAUAUAUGAACAUCGAUGACUUAUCGAAUACUAGUUUGGCAGGCAUACGCCGUUCGGAUGUGUUAUGUCACGUUUCUGACCUGAAAAGAAAUUGCAAUGGUAUUAAUGGUUCUGCUACUUUCAAUCACACAUUACAAGGAAGGUCCAAACAGGUUGCGGAAUUGUCUGCUGGACCGCCUCAAAGGUCACUUCCCUAUCGGCAAUCUCGCUCCUUGGUACCAGCAAGAUAUCAGACAUCGGAUUCUAUUUCCCACAGUACUUGCUCUGAUGCUGCCUUAUAUGAUGUCAAACUGGAGGUUAAAACAAAGUACCGGACACAGCAUGUUCCCCUGGUUUCUUUAACGAGUAAAUUGAAUGGUAAAGCCAUUGUUGGUCACCCACUCAUAGUUAAGGCUUUGGAUGAUGGAUAUAGUGACAUACUGUUUGACAAUAUGGAAUGUGAUCUUGAAGGUGGCGAAGCAGCUGAACGAAAUGUAGAGAUUAGAAAAAUCCCUACCAAGCAUUUGGGUUCGCCAAAGAGUUCUCCCAAAUCAAAGAAAUCUGGGCUACUGCAAAAAAAGACGAGGAAGUUAUCUUCAUUGACUGGUCACCGGCACUCUGGAGAGAGGAAUCUACCGAUAAAGAAGUCGAGCGGUACGGUAAUAGCUUGUAUCCCCCUUAAAGUAGUUUUCAGUAGGUUAAAUGAAGCAGUGAGUGGUUUAGCGCGGCCAACACAUCAUGUGUUAAAAACCAAGUGAAACUUGAAUCUGUUUAUUGGGUUAAAGUUACAGUGAAUGGUUUACCUGUGAAGUUAGCUCUA
Argentina anserina (silverweed cinquefoil) is the source of this 2805-nucleotide messenger RNA. RefSeq lists its product as uncharacterized. The transcript is spliced from 3 exons. The record is from RefSeq and is a predicted model, not a curated record. Bases 560 to 2743 code for a protein of 727 amino acids. NCBI's taxonomy places the organism in Eukaryota, Viridiplantae, Streptophyta, Magnoliopsida, Rosales, Rosaceae.